Molecule: messenger RNA, 465 nt
Organism: Ambispora leptoticha
Lineage: Eukaryota; Fungi; Glomeromycota; Glomeromycetes; Archaeosporales; Ambisporaceae
Source: the annotation of a GenBank genome assembly
AUGAACUAUAGCCAACGCAAAGAAGGGAACAUUAUCGACAAACUAUGGCUAACUGUCGAAAACAAGAAAUCAAUUCUUCAAGAAAGAAACGUGAACGGAGGAACAAAUUGUAUACAGCUCGUUUCUUGUAAAAGUAUCCAUAUUAGCAACGUUGGGCAUAAUAAAAGAAAUUAUGAGAAUGAUGAGAAUAAAAAUUCAGAGACUCCAACGAAAAAGUUAUUGGUUGACAAUGACAAUUCCUCCUCGGAAAAUGAUAAGCAUGGUAAAUAUCGAGAAGAUGAAGAAAUAACAUCAUCAGAGAUUCCGAUCGUUAAAACACUUAUGAAGAUUGGCGGAAUAGCACGAUAUAGGAUUGAAGAGGAAUGGCUAAAACUCGAAUGGGAAUGGCAAAAGGUUGAGGAGAUGGUUGCACCUGAAAAUGGUGAAUUGGAUGAAUAUCAAGAGAAUUUAUUAAAAAAAAUAUGA